Peromyscus eremicus (cactus mouse) is the source of this 815-nucleotide messenger RNA. RefSeq lists its product as uncharacterized. NCBI's taxonomy places the organism in Eukaryota, Metazoa, Chordata, Mammalia, Rodentia, Cricetidae. The record is from RefSeq and is a predicted model, not a curated record. The transcript has 2 exons. Bases 158 to 796 code for a protein of 212 amino acids.
AUGUUAACACACCCAGCUGUCUGGCUAGGUCAGCUCAAGAGCUCUUUCCAGGGAAGGACUGAGGAACACUGGCCUCAGGUGGCCGCUAGGUGGCUCUGCGCCAGGACUUCGUCACAGUGGCUGAUGGUGAAUACAGUAACCGCCCAAUGACGGAGAAAUGGAAGAGAUCUACAUGAACAGCCUGGACAUGAGUGGGGGUAACGAAGAGCGAGGGUCGAGGGAAAGAGAGCUUGGGGGGAGCGGGAGAUCCCAGCUGGAUCAACAACAGAGAGGGAGAACAAGGAAUAGGAGACCAUGGUCUUCUUCCUGUUGCCUUCUCAUUAGACACCUCUGCUUCCUUCUUCCCAGUCAAGUCCACCUUGUUUUCCCUAUGCACCCCGAGAUGAGGCCCUGUUCCAAGUCUGGUACUCACCGGAUACAGCAAAGUCUGGAGGAGAAGGCUGUGCUGAAGAGGCUGUGGUUGUAUGGCACAGGGCAGCAGCCCUUUUAUCCUUGGCAGGGCUGUGAUGCACAGCCCAAGCAUGCUGCUGUUUUCACAAUCAGGGCAGGUGACAGAGGCAACACUCCCAGCACCUUCCUCAUGUUUCCAAGAUUCCUGACAAGAGACAAUCAAGCAAUCUCUGCCAUUGCUUCCCUGGCAUACUGGAGACCUGCUAUUUCUUCUCUCAUUUACCCAGCUCAUGCUUUAUCCUGUCUGUCUCUUAUACUUUUGCUGGGUGGUGUGAAUGUAGAGAUACAUAGAAUACAUUUCCUGCCCUUGACCAUUUCAAAUUUAACUGCAGAGACAGAGGAGUAAACAUAUAUGUAUGAUACUG